CUUUCUCUGCAUUUUAUGAUAAAUUUGAUAUUGUACUGCAGGACAGUAAAAUAUGUGCAAAUACACUUUACCUAUUAUGUAUACCUGUGCAUUUUAAAGCAUUCAUUGUCCUCAAAAGGCAAUGGUAUUACUCAAGAGCAAAAGGAAGAAGUAAAAGAAAAUGAAAUUGUUUUAUCAGAAGAAGAUAAAAAAGCCAUAGAAGCCCAGAAGCUGAAGCAACAAGCAAUUGUGCAGAAAGACUUGGGCAAUGCUUACUUUAAAGAAGGAAAAUAUGAGGCUGCUAUUGAAUGUUAUACUCAAGGAAUUACCGCAGACAGUACAAAUGCACUACUACCAGCAAAUCGAGCCAUGGCCUAUCUGAAAAUCCAAAAGUACAUGGAAGCGGAGGAAGACUGCACACAAGCCUUAGCUCUGGAUACAACUUACGGGAAAGCUUAUGCCAGAAGAGGGACUGCAAGAGUAAUGCUACGAAAGCUGAAGGAAGCAAAAGAAGAUUUUGAAACGGUUUUAAAACUGGAGCCUGGUAACAAGCAAGCAGCAUCAGAACUGGCAAAAAUAUCUCAGGAACUUGGUGACAAAACAGUAAUGCUCAGCCAGAAUGAUCUUGCCAAUCAAAGUAAAGGGAAAGAUGAAAGGAAAUAUUUAAAACCAAUAGAAAAACCUGCACAUCUGAGGUCUACGAAACCUUUAAGGCGGAUGGAGAUUGAAGAACUUGGAGCCAUAGCCAUAAAUCCAGUAAAUGUUUUGAAAGAAAAUACUCCCUGUAAUGUGAAAAUUGUCAGCCAAGUUGAGGAGCCUCAAAAAGAGAAUUUGAAUGUUCAAGAACAAAUCUCGAUAUCGCCUGAUAUUCCCAGUGCUAAGAUCAUAAAGAUAGAGGAAAUUGGUGAUGCACCAACCUUGCAGAGAAAUACAGACAACCAUGUUCCGCCUCAAACACUGCUGCCGAAAGUAAUAAAUGACGUGCCACCAUUAUUGCCGCCCAUGACUGACGUUCCAGACGUCCCUACAAGUUCAUUUCAGCUUGAGUCAGAUUUCAGGAGUCUUAAGGGAAACCAGGAAAUGUUAUACAAGUACAUCAAGCAAAUUGAACCAUCCAUGUACACUAAAAUCUUCCAAAGGGCAUUGGAUCCAGAUGUGUUUAAUGAAAUGAUAAAGAUUCUACGGCUUAAAUACAUUGCAAAUGAAGAUGCAGCUAAAAUUCUGGAAAUUUUACAACGAUUGUCUGAACUUAGAAGAUUUGAUAUGGCAGUGAUGUUUUUAUCAGAAUCGGAGAAAGAAGAUGUCCGGGCCCUGUUUAAUUUUGUAAAACAGUCACUAAAGACAAGUGAUUCUUUUGAUGCUCUAAAGAAGAAAUAUGGCAUUUGAGCAUUGAACCAAGAAAUGUAUUAAACAUUAUUAAGAUUAAAUCUUUUUGGCAAAUUUAAUGGACUCUGUAUAAAUCCUGUACAAAAUAAAUCAAUUUUUUGUA
Messenger RNA from Rana temporaria (common frog), 1468 nucleotides. RefSeq names its product RNA polymerase II-associated protein 3-like. Gene Ontology annotation, molecular function: protein binding. Bases 16 to 1365 code for a protein of 449 amino acids. The record is from RefSeq and is a predicted model, not a curated record. NCBI's taxonomy places the organism in Eukaryota, Metazoa, Chordata, Amphibia, Anura, Ranidae. The transcript has a single exon.